AUGACUUCACAUUGGAUUGCAGAACACUAUCAGAAUCUGUUUAAGGUUAACCUUUACAUGAGAGUGCAAGAUAUUCAGGAAACCAUUUGGUUAGAAAAGGGUAUAAGGGUGAGCAAAGACAAGGCUGCCAGGGCUAGGAGAAGGGGUCAAGCACUCAUUGUUGGUGAAUACAAAGAGCAGUAUGCAUUACUCCCAAGGUAUGCAGCUGAGAUACUAAGAAGCAAUCCAGGGAACACAAUGAAGUUGAAGUUGGAUGCAAAUGUGUUUGACAGAUUGUAUUUGUGUUUUGAGGCACUUAGGAAAGGGUCCUUGGCAGGAUGCAGACCUUUCAUAUCACUUGAUGGAUGUUUCUUAAAGGGACCAUUUGGGGGUCAAUUUGUAGACAACAACAUGAGUGAGGUGUUUAAUGCAUACAUCUUGAGUGCAAGGCACAAGCCUAUUAUUACCAUGUUGGAAGAUAUCAGAGAGGGUUUGAUGGAUCGACUGCACAAGAAAAGAGAUUUCAUUGGGAAAAAGGAGAUAACGUUGUGUCCUAGGAUCCAAAUUCUGUUAGAGAAACACAAAAUUUGGGCUAGGGGUUGGAAUGCAUACUGGGAUGGUGGGUUUUGCUAUGGAGUAAGAGAAGGUGCAACACAGGUUAAGUAUGUGGUGGAUCUGAACCAACAUACUUGCAGUUGCAAUGCAUGGCAGACCUACAUGAAGGCAUAUGAAUUUUUGUUAGAGCCUUUAAAUGGUCCUCAAGAGUGGCCUACUUCUGAUAGCAUUGUUGUGGCUCCAAAGGUGAAAAAGGUCAAUGGAAGACCUAAAACAAAGAGGAGAUAUGGUGUUGGAGAGGUAACUGCAUCUGGUAAGCUGAAGAGAACAGGCUGUGCCAUGAAAUGCAUCUUAUGUGGUGUGAUAGGCCACAACAAAAAGGGUUGCAAGAAUGCCCCUAAGCAACAACAACACAGCAAUAAUUAUGCUACUGCAGAGCAGACCACACCACAUCAACAACACCCAAGAACCAGUUCAGCUAUACCAAUGCACAAUAGGGGUGUGGGUAUUUAUACCUACCCAAAUGGGUAUCAAAGAAUAGCUACUGUAAGUCAUUCAAUAGACUCAAAUUCUUUCUUACAUGUUACUUUACUGUACUGA
Messenger RNA from Spinacia oleracea (spinach), 1134 nucleotides. RefSeq lists its product as uncharacterized. The coding region runs from base 1 to 1134 and encodes 377 amino acids. The transcript has 3 exons. Lineage: Eukaryota; Viridiplantae; Streptophyta; Magnoliopsida; Caryophyllales; Amaranthaceae. The record is from RefSeq and is a predicted model, not a curated record.